GCAGCACUGCAACAAGGGAAGGAGCAGAAAGUGGGGGAGAAGAAGAGGUGAGAGUGCCAGGCAGCGGUGCACCUGGUGUGGCAGGACCAGGCUUCGGAGUUGGUGGCGUACAUGGAGGGGCACCAACCGCCAUAGGAGGAGGAACUUCUGUUUCAGACAGCACUGCAGAAAAGGAAGGAGCAGAAGGUGGACGAGAAGAAGGCGUGAGAGUGCCAGGCCAGGGUGCUCCUGGUGUUGCAGCACCAGGCUUCGGAUUUGGUGGCGUAUUUGGAGGGGUACCAACCGCCAUGGGAGGAGGUGCUUUUGUUUCAGGACGUCCAGCCCCGCAGUAUGACGAUGGCAAUUAUGCGGGCUCACGAAAGACGCUCUUUGGGAAAGGUCGCAGAUGGCGAGGCCCCCGCUGCUCAGUCGAACCUCCGCAUGAAGAAUGCACAGGUGGUAUAACAAUGUGGUUUUACGAUCCAGAGAACAAAACCUGCGCUGCUCACGAAGUUGGAAACUGCUUCAAACUCGGCUUUUUCUUCUGUCGCGCGUGUGUGGCGUCAUGUAUGGGUAUCUUCUGGCGCCGCCGAGAAAUCCAGGAGAUCUGCCAGCUUGCUGAUUGAAUGUCAGCCACUGCAAAAGGCAUUGCUUUUGUAAUGAUAUAUCCAUGCUUCCAACGUAUAGGUAUAGUUGAAGAAGUAAUAAAGAUAUGCAAUCUUCUAAAACUAACACAAAACCAAGAAAUAUAAAAGCACCAUAUUAUCUUGUGUUUCAUUACAUCUUCUCAUUCACUAAUUGAUACUAGUAGACGUAGAGCUCACCGUUGAAGCAGCAUAACAUUUAUCAGCCAAAAAUGGUUCACAAUGUUCUAAGAAGCUUCUGUUUGUAAAAUAUACAAAAGUAUACCAUAUGUACAAUAAAAAUAGAUACAUAGGGCUCGCUGCAAAGUGCUUCGUCGAUAAGAGCGAAGCCAAAGUAUGUCGAACGUCGGCACCAUGUAGAAAGCGUACUGGCAGAAGGAAACUAUAUUGAGCCACAGUGUCAUAG
Molecule: messenger RNA, 1029 nt
Organism: Rhipicephalus microplus (southern cattle tick)
Lineage: Eukaryota; Metazoa; Arthropoda; Arachnida; Ixodida; Ixodidae
Molecular function (GO): serine-type endopeptidase inhibitor activity
Source: RefSeq, a predicted model, not a curated record